Zootoca vivipara (common lizard) is the source of this 3545-nucleotide messenger RNA. RefSeq names its product NACHT, LRR and PYD domains-containing protein 1a allele 5-like. Lineage: Eukaryota; Metazoa; Chordata; Lepidosauria; Squamata; Lacertidae. The record is from RefSeq and is a predicted model, not a curated record. Gene Ontology annotation, biological process: regulation of apoptotic process. Gene Ontology annotation, cellular component: canonical inflammasome complex.
CCUUGAAUGUGUAGAAAUGGAACAUCCGGGUUCCAUCCAGAAUGUGCUGCUUGCAAUACAUGGCUCAGGGCAAGAUCCAGUCUGGACCUCUGGCCACUCAGGGCUACAGUUAAAAUCCCCCCUGUUUGCAGAGGAAGGAAGGAACAGGAAGAUGGAAAACCCAGCAGGUUCUGGGGAAAGUGACCGGGGUAGCUGGUGCCCCAGUGAGUUAAGAGGAUCCAGGUUUUUUUUUAAUCAUUUGCAUUACCAACCUAUAGUAAUGCACUGGUACUUCUAAAGCAAAGGUUCUGAAUCUGAAUUUCCAGUUCACUGUGUACAUUAAUUAAUGAACUUGCUGUUCAGUUUCAAAGGCUGGUAGUAGCAAGGCUGCCUCUAGACAGGUGGCUGCUGGUGCUAAGAAAUCGUCACACUUCUGCAGAAUUGCCAGCGGUAUUGCAGUGGACUUUCCAUGAUGUGAUUCCUGUUUAGCAGGGGUCCUCAAACUUUUUUAACAGGGGGCCAGUUUGCUUUCCCUCAGACACUGUUGGGGGCCGGACUUUGGUUUGGCAAAAAAUAUGACCAGAUUCCUAGGCACACUAUUUUAUUUGUAGUGCACAAAAAACAGGAAAAACAAUACAAUAUUUAAAAUGAAGAACGAUUUUAAUCAACAUAAACUUGUAAGUAUUUCAAGGGGAAGUAAGUGUGAGUUGCAGCAGUCCUAUGCAGGCAAUUCCCCAUUUACAUGGGGAUUACGUUCCAAGGCACCGCACACCUUUGUGAAAUUGUGUACAAUUGGAACACCAAUGGAAAAAGCCUACAAACACUUAGUUUCACCCCUGCCCCUUUUUGUGAUGUUUUUAGGCAUUUCUUUUUGAAAUAAUUUUUAUUAAAGAUUUUCUUGGUUUACAAAGUAUGUGUCUUGUCGUUUUUUUCAUCCCUCACUUCUUGUCUCUUUCAGGUAUGGUGGAGGGAAGGAAAUCUGUGUAUAACCAUAAAAGGAGAUCCUAAACAGGAAUAACUUUCAUUGACAGGCUAAGAACACUAUGGGGCCAGUGGUCUUCUUUCCAUGGCCCAAUAGUGCUGGCUUUCCUGUGUCUUGUAUCAUUUUUGUGCUACAGUGGAACCUUGGUUGUCGAACGCUUUGGAAGUUGAUCAUUUUAGCUUUUGAACGCCGACAACCCGUAAGUGAAUGCUUGUUUUCAAAUGCGCCUUGGAAGUCAAAUGGCUUCUGAAGCACGUUUCUCCAUUUUUUCAAUGGAUCUUGCCGACCAGCAAUUGCUCCUCGGUUGUCAAACAUUUCAGAAGUUGAACGGUCUUCUGGAAUGGAUUACAUUUGACAACUGAGGUUCCACUAUAUAUUUUAACUGUGCUAUUCCCAUUGUUUUCUGUGGUCUAUCAUAUUUUGUUUGCAAGCUGCCUUGAGAGGAUAUUGUCCCAUAAAAUGACAUAAACCAACUUUGAGAAGAAUGGUGACGACAACAUAAAUACUUGCAUGAAACAGGCUGGUUGAAGUGAUGCGUUUUGUCACUCAGUCCAACCAUGAGGCAUGAGGACGGCACUCUCUGUUUUGCCUCAGUGGCACAUAGUGCUGGGCCAGCCCUGUUGUCCCCCAGACUCAGGUCCACACUUGUAACACAUUUGUCUAUGCUUCCUUUGUGCUCCUUUUUAGCUGAAGACCAUUCCAGGGUCUACAUUGCACAUUUUGUCAAAGGGGAGAUGAAGCUGGAGAAGCCAGACAGAGUGGAGCCUCAUCACGCUGUUCUGGAAAACCCCAAGUUCUCUUCCCUUGGAAUCGUUUUCAAAAAGUGGUUUAAGCAAAAGAUCAACACCGUGGCGAGGCUCUAUCAGAUACUUCGAUUCAACAUGCCAAUAUUCCACCUAUACCUCUUACCCAAUGACCCCUCCCUAAUAAAGGCUGUUGAUGAGCAUGAAGCAAAGCACCAUUACCAGAGAAUAGUGAAACCCCCUGGGACCCUGAAAAGUCUGAAGAUCGGCACUCAGGUCUUUGUGCAGACCUUAGACAACGUCACAAUUUGCCCUGAGGAAGUGAAGUUUCAAUACCUGAGUGCCGAGAAGGAGCAGCACUUCGUGGAGCUGUCUGCUGGGCAAAUGCAAGAGAAGUUCAGCUUCACGCUGGUGGAGAAGCGCACAAAUGAACUCAUCUGGAAGGCCCAUGUGAACCAAGGAGAGUUAGAUCCAGGUCAGAUGAAUUCCUCUAUUCUGUGCCCAGUAGAACGUGAUUGUGGCUCCUCACUGCCCCAUACACCAUCCCAGAGAAAAGUAGAAAAAAUCCCAUCUAAACCAGCAACGGAGAAGACCAUCGCAGACUGCCUGAUGUCCACGCUGGAGAACCUGGAGGAGGACGAACUCAAGAGAUUCAAGCUCAAGCUCCACGAGUUCCCCCUCAGGGAGGGCUAUGACAACAUCCCCCUAGGGAAACUGGAGAAGGCAGAUGUGGUGGAUUUAUGCCAGCGCCUUCUGAGUUCCUACAUGGAAGAUUAUGCUGUGCAGGUGACGGCCAAGGUCCUCAGAGCCAUCAACUGCAGGAAUGAGGCACAGAAGCUCCUUGCCCUCACUGGGAAGGAGUAAGGAAAAAGGAAUGCCGUCUCGUGGAACUCAACAUGAGUUAAGGGAAAAGGAAGGAGGAUAGCUUUACACCAGGGGUAGCCAAUCUGACACCCUUCAGCUGUUCGUUUAUUUCACUUAAUAAUAAUAAAAAUUCAUAUGCAGUGGUACCUCGGAAGUCCAUUUGACUUCCAAAAUGUUUGGAAACCAAGGCACGGCUUCCUGCAGCCAAUCGGCAGCCAUGGAAGCUGCGUCGGACAUUUGGGUUCCAAAGAACGUUUGCAAACUGGAACACUCACUUCCGUGUUUGCAGCAUUUGGGAGCCAAAAUGUUCGACUUGCAAGGCAUUCGGGAUCCAAGGUACGACUGUACUGCUUAGCUGUAAAAGCAAUUUGCAGAAUAUAAGAUAAAUAUUUUAAAAGUCAGAAGUUUAAAAAGCAUGCUGAAUCUUGUUCAGAUUAUAUAUCUGAACAAUUAUGUAUCUGCCUUUGCAAAGCACAGGAAAUAUAGGUUGCUAGACCUUUUAAGUAUCCCAGUAUUAAGCAUUGACAAUGUGCUCUCCCGUCUCUACCCCUCUCACAAUGAAUUAGAUCACAUGUUGAGUAAGUUUUAAAAGGUUUACUACUUCCAUAAUAUGAGGUCUCAGUCAUAGAUCUGAGUGUCACAGCAAAAGCAAUGCAGGUAGACAAAUUUAUUGAGUACAAAAUUACGAAGUCAGGUCCAAAAUGGAGUCUGGGUUCAGGGAGGCGCUCAGACACUUGUUCUCUGAUCUAUGUUCCACAAAGGAGAGAGAAAGAGAGGAACAGGAAGAAAGUUUUACUUCCUCUCAGGAGGAGAGGGGGAGUGACCUCACAGAGUCUUCCCAAGCAAUUAAGAAACUCUGUGAGGUUUAACCCCUUCAUUCACUAACUAGCAAUUCUUGCAGUUAAAAUGAUGGGGCGCAAAAUAUUCCACAACGCCUCCAUCAUUGUCCUUGCAGCCGGAAACCCUUUCUAUACCAA